Messenger RNA from Carcharodon carcharias (great white shark), 2860 nucleotides. RefSeq names its product transcription factor AP-4-like. Gene Ontology annotation, biological process: regulation of transcription by RNA polymerase II. Gene Ontology annotation, cellular component: nucleus. The record is from RefSeq and is a predicted model, not a curated record. The transcript has 7 exons. Lineage: Eukaryota; Metazoa; Chordata; Chondrichthyes; Lamniformes; Lamnidae. Gene Ontology annotation, molecular function: DNA-binding transcription factor activity, RNA polymerase II-specific; protein dimerization activity; RNA polymerase II cis-regulatory region sequence-specific DNA binding. The coding region runs from base 185 to 1279 and encodes 364 amino acids.
ACCACGAGGUCCCAGCUGUUUCCCGCCAUUGCUGAAUGUUGUUACUACAAACCGUGUGUGUGUGUAUAUAUUUUACAAAGAGAGAGAGGGACGGGAGAGUGCCAGCAGCAGCACCGUGUGUGUGUGUGUGUGUGUUGGACAGUGUUGCUGCUUUGAAAGCUGUGGAUACAGUGACAGGAUUUCGAUGGCUUAUUACACGGGGCAAAAAACGCUGCAGGAAUUCCGCAAAGCGGAGAAGGAAGUGAUCGGAGGCUUGUGUAGCCUCUCGAACAUCCCGCUGACACCAGAGAGCCAGCGGGAUCACGAUCGGCGGAUCCGCAGGGAAAUUGCCAACAGCAACGAGCGGCGGCGCAUGCAAAGCAUCAACGCCGGCUUCCAGUCCCUCAAAGUGCUGCUGCCUCACACAGACGGCGAGAAGCUCAGCAAGGCAGCAAUCCUGCAGCAGACCGCUGAGUAUAUCUUCGCCUUGGAGGAGGACAAGACCCGAUUGAUACAACAAAACACACAACUUAAGAGACUAGUCCAGGAAUACUCGGGCUCCUCCCCAAAACGGAAACGGGGCGAUGAAUCCGAUGAAGGAAUCGGUUCUCCGGACUCCGCGGAUGAGGAGUUGGCUGAGCUGAGGCAGCACCUGGAGAAGGAGCGACUGAUACGGAUCACACUGGAAGAGAAGGUGAGAUGUCUGGAAUCCCAACUACAGCCGGACAAGGUGAAGGAGAUGCUCCACCAGACCCAGACCCAGCUGCAGCCGGAGUACGACAUCGCGCUGGAGCGCCGGGGGCAGCUUGUGGAGGAGCAGCAGAGAACCAUCAACACGGCACAGCUUUCCAUCGCUCACAGUCCCCCAGCCCCAACUCACCACCCGACAGUCAUAGUGCCAGCACCACUGCCUCCCAGCGUACUACAGGUCAACGUGGUAACUAUGGCACCAAGCUCUGUCAUCAGCACAGUGUCCACGUCGAAACAGAACUUGGACACCAUUGUACAGGCCAUUCAGCACAUUGAAGCCACUGAGCAGGGGGUCAAGGAGGAGCCAGAGCGAGUGGAGAAACAGACCACGGCUUUCCUGAACCUCGACAGGAUGCAGGAUGGCGUCAAGGAGGAGAGGGAGUGGCAUGGGCUGGUGACAGCCUCACCGCUGAUAGUCAAGAGCUCCUUCGGCGAUGCGGCGUCCGAAAACCAGGAAGCUGAUCGGAGAGAAAUGCUGACAGCUCUAAGGCCCAAAGUGGAGGUGGAGCCGAUUCCCUCUGUGCUGGUCCCUGGGACUGGCAUCCUCUAAACAAGACUGCGGAGACGUGUCAGUGUGAACUGAGGGGACGGAGGCCAGUCUGUAGAGUUUGAGAUUAACGGACCUUUGAGCGGCAUUCUUCCCAAACUAACCCCUUCCUGUCCUUGCAGUGAGAGCAGCCUCGAAGGUACUCUGGUCACAACCCUGUGUGCGAGGUGGCCGAGGGUCGGGUUUUGUUGGCCAAUUCCGAUUUCUGUGGUUUGUUGUAAAAGCCACUCUGACCGGUUGUGUCCGAGCGAUAGGUUUGAGGUCUGGAUGGCCCAUCAGUGCAAAUAUGUCACUAAACCUGAUUUACUUUAGCAACCACCACAAUUCUGCCACAUUUUUCUGCAAGUAACUUUUUUAAAAUUACAUUUUUUAAUGGCCCAUUUUAUGGAAUUUGUUGAUCGCGUCACCCUAAAUGGCGAUUAGGCAAUCCAAAAUAAGUUAAUUAACACUCAAUUCAAAGGCAAAUGUGUCAUAACCUAGUGGGACUACAGGAGCUGGCUUGAGUGUUGGACUGUUUGUUUCUAUGGUGUCCUUGCAAAAGACUAUUAACACUUUUUUCUGUGCAUCCUGUUCCCUAGAAACAAUACCUUUUUCUGGGGUAUUGUUUGUCCAGUGUCAGCUGUGUGCCCCAUGUUUGUCCUCCUUGCCCUAAGAAGCUGAUCUCUAUAUAUGUGCCUUCAUGAGCAUUAGCGGGCAAUUUGACUGUGGGGAGCGUCAUGCCUCAUCUGCUGACCUUGUCCAAGGUUCGCACUUGGAUUGUUUUAUUCCCUGCCUAUCCCAGGAGAUCCACUUUUAACAGCACAAUGGAUACCUCAGAGCAACUUUGCUCAGUCCAAGGACAGAAACUUGGGCCUUGUGGGCCGGUGCCACACCAAGUCAUGCUUUUGUGGAGCUGUGUGAUUGUUAGAACUUCCCUCAUGUCACAUCUGAACCAUCAGUUAGGAAGUGGAUACUGUUCUUCUGGCUAAAGGUAGGGAUGUUUAUAAAGACCAUUAUCAAGCCCGUUCACUUCACAUAAAACAUUGGUGGCGGGGGUGGAUGGUGUUAGAAAAUCUUGUGCUUUUGGCAAAAGAUCUGACAUGAGAGGAAAUGAGUGUGUACCUUCUAGGAUGCUCUAUAGGUGGACUGAAAAGGGGGAGUAUGAGAUUAAGUUGUUAUAUCACUUAAAAGAUCACAGCCAAUUUGGGAACAGUUUGGAUGGACCCUGCUUUCAUGUAGACCAUAUUAUUUUUCAAGCAACUUCUUGGGAUGACUAACUGCUGCAUGGUGUACAGAAUGCAUAGUGCAGUCACUACAGGGUGUGAUGUAAGGUUUUAUUGUAGGUGAUGCCUUUUUACAUAUACUUUUUUUUAAAAAAAUGUUAAUGGGAUGAUAAAGAAAAAUCUGUCAGUUUUUUUUGGGAUGCAGACUUGAGUGGUGUUUUACAAACCACACAAUGAAAUUGUUGCCAGUGUAGUGUGUGGCAGAAUGAUCUUGGGCCUAGGCCGGUCUUAGCACAUUGCUGAUACAGCCAGGUCUUUAAGAACAGUACUGCUAUCUGUGCAUUGUAUGGGAGGGUUGUAUAAAAUCUUUUUAGAGCACUUA